Suricata suricatta (meerkat) is the source of this 2404-nucleotide messenger RNA. It is a transcript of the gene CCDC154, whose product is annotated as coiled-coil domain containing 154. Gene Ontology annotation, biological process: bone mineralization involved in bone maturation. The transcript has 18 exons. The record is from RefSeq and is a predicted model, not a curated record. Bases 1 to 2385 code for a protein of 794 amino acids. NCBI's taxonomy places the organism in Eukaryota, Metazoa, Chordata, Mammalia, Carnivora, Herpestidae.
AUGGAAACGUGGCGGCCGCCUGUCUGCUUUCUUACCGCGGCCCGCACCCUCUCCUGCCCCGGCCACACGCCUCCGCCGCCAGUCCCUGCCCCGGCCACCCGAGUGCUGCUCCCUCGGGCCUCCCUGCGAACAGGCAGUUGGGAAGACGUUGCCGGGAGGGUUGAGGGCCUGGGUUCUACUGGCAGUUGGGCCGUGAAGUCCCAAGGUUCCGCUCGAGCUCCCUGCUGUGGGGCAGCGAGACCUGAGCCCUCCCAGGGUGCGCUGAGUGACUCAGCUGGACAGGUGGAGGUGAGCUCAGUGUUCACGGAGCUCAGUGAGCAGGGAUUUGAGUUCUGUUCUAAGCUGCACGGGAGCCUUCACCGGCCCAGAGCACGCCUUCCUGCAGAGCUGGCUGCUAGCGGCCCCUCAUCGGGGGCUUCGCCCCCCUCUCAGACGAGCACGAUCACCCUGGGGGACCUGGAGCUCUCCCUGGAGGAGGAGCUGGCCAGCCCCGGGCUCUGGAGUCUGGAGGAGGUGUCCGAGACGUGUGAGUCCAGCCUCCUGGUGUCGGCCACGACCGUCCCGGAGCAGGACUCCCCCGCACGCUGGAAGCAGCUAGAGCAGCGGGUGGCCGGCCUGCAGGCCGAGGUGGCAUCCCUGCGGGGACACAGGGACCGCUGCGAGCAAGCCAUGCUGAGCCUGCUGCGGGAGGCACUCCGACUCCGCGCCUGCGUGCAGCUGCAGGCCUCGGAGCUGAGGAAGCUGCGGCAGGCGGCUCGGGCCCCCGAGCAGGAGGCCCUCCAGCUCCCUCGCCCCCAGAACCAGACCCAGAUGCAGGCCCUGGACAGGAGGCUGGUGGAGGUCCGGGCGGCCCUGAGUCAGAUCAGGAGGAAGCAGGCGCUCCAGGACUCUGAGCGGAAGAACACGGAGCAAGAGGCCAGCCUCAGGUUGGCCAAGGUGGCCGAGAGGCUGGAUCAGGAGGAGCAGUCUCGGGAAGCAGCCUGCAGCGACCUGCAGAAGAGCCAGGAGGAGGCAAACCAGAGGGUGGACCGUGAGGUGGCCAGGAUGCAGGCCCAGGUGACCAAGCUCGGUGAGGAGAUGAGCCUCCGCUUCCUCAAGAGAGAGGCCAAGCUGUGCGGCUUCCUGCAGAAGAGCUUCCUGGCUCUGGAGAAGAGGAUGAAGGCCUCGGAGAGCGCCCGGCUCAAGGCGGAGGGCAGCCUGCGGGAGGAGCUGGAUGGCAAGUGGCGAGGGCUGCAGCAGAUGGCCGAGGAGCACGCGCAGGCCCUGCAGGGGCAGCACGAGGAAGAGUGCCACCUCCUGGAGCAGUGCCGGGGCCUGGACAGGGCCGUGGUCCAGCUGACCAAGUUCGUCCGGCAAAACCAGGAGUCCCUGAACCACAUCCUCCUGGCGGAGCAGAAGGCCCGGGACGUCCAGGGGCACCUGGAGGAGAGCCGGGCGGGCGAGCUGGUCACCCACCUGCAGGAGAGCCUGAAAGCCGUGCAGCUGGCGGGCGAGCAGGCCCAGCGGGAGGCACACAGCGCACUGGAGCUGCAACAGGAGAAAAGCCAGGCCCUGGAGGCGUCGCUGGCCCAGCUGGGGAAGCAGGUGAAGGACCUGAGUGACCACUUCCUGGCCCUGAGCUGGAGACUGGACCUGCAGGAGCAGACGCUGAGCCUGCAGCUGAGCGAGGCAAAGAGAGAGUGGGAAGGCUCAGAGCAGAAACCCCUGGAGGGCCUGGUCCGCUGUCAGAAGGAGGCCGAGGCGCACCUGAGGGAGGUGCGGGAGCGCGUGGACAGCCUGCCCUGGCAGAUAGAGGCCGUGUCCGACAAGUGCACCCUCCACAAGAGCGACUCAGACCUCAAGAUCUCAGCCGAGGGCAAGGCCAGAGAGUUGGAGGUCGGGGCCGUGCGGCAGCAGCUGGCCUCUCUGCUGUCGUCUGUCCAGCUGCUCAGGGAGGGCGACCCCGGGCGGAAGAUCGCGGAGAUCCAGGGCAAGCUGGUCACGUUUCAGAACCAAAUAAUGAAAUUGGAGAACAGCAUGCAGGACCACAAAGCCAUCCAGAACCUCAAGUUUAAUACAGAAGCCAAGCUGCGCACGGAGGAGAUGGCCAGCCUUCGAGAGAGCGUCCUGCGCCUGUGGAGCGAGGAGGGCCCCUGGGCGCUGACGCUGGGCAGCAGGAAGGUGCUCAUGUCCCUGGUGCGACAGCGCUUCUUCGUCAAGGACUCGGCCGCCGGAGAGGCGGCCUCUGUGAACCGCUGGGGCGUGUACCAGGCCGUGAGGUGGCUGCGGUGGAAGGCGGUCCUCAUGAAGCGGGCGGCCCAGCGGAGGCCCGGCGCCCUCCGGGACAGGCCCUUCCGCCGGGAGCCCGCCCGCCCACUGGCGUCUGUGUCCCUUUCCCUGAAAUAAACGCGGCAGCUCCUGUGCC